Paramuricea clavata is the source of this 3754-nucleotide messenger RNA. The record is from the annotation of a GenBank genome assembly. NCBI's taxonomy places the organism in Eukaryota, Metazoa, Cnidaria, Anthozoa, Malacalcyonacea, Plexauridae.
AUGUCAAAUUCGACCGCCAUCUUGAAAAGGACCCGGUCAGGAGACUGGGUAUGAUUUUGGCAAAAUGUUUAAAAUUUUCGAUUUUUUCUUUUAAAAAAGUCUUAAAAUAUAUAUGUCGAACUUAUAAUGUGAAAGAAACUACAUUAUGUCAUAUAACUUAUUGGAAACAUUUUCGAGCUUGAUAAUUUUUGUCGUACUUUUUACAAAAAAGCCAAAAAAUUCAUUGUGGAAGCCCGCACACCCGUGCUCCCACAAAACCCUAAAUUCGGGCGUGUACACAACAAAAUUUCAUAAUGGUCGGUUGUAAUUGUAAUUGUAUUGAAAUAAGAACUGUUGUUUUAUUAAUCGCUUUAUGCUUUUUGCAGUCACUUUGCCAAGAUGAAAAGCCAGCAGAUACUGCAGAAAUAAAGGAAAUAAGCAAUUCUGGUUCAGGUGAACCUGCUGUCAUUUCACAAGGUGAUGUAAUUUCUCCUAGCCUAGUGUUUGGAGAAAGUGAAAAUGGCAAAACUAGUGUACUAGCAGACAGUUUUAAAGUUUCUCUGGAGGAGAAAAGCGUGGAGAUAGAACAGCAAGAUCUUGGCAAGACGAAAGAAUUGAACGACGGUGCCGAAAAAGAGGAUGGUGGAAAAGCGGAUCAUGAAAAAGCAAAAGUGAACGAACAAGAUAAACAGGAUGAGAAAGAUGAUGGGAAAAAGGAAGAAGAGGAGAAAGGAAUAGAUUUAAAAGUUCUUAAUGAUAAUGAUUUUGAACAUCUGACUCAAGCUGCUACUGGUGCUACAACUGGAGAUUGGCUUGUCUUAUUGUGAGUAUUGGGAGAUUGAAAAUACUGUGCUGAGUGGUUAUAUUACUACCUUAAAAAACAAUCAGAAAAUUAACAUUUCGAGCGAAGGCCCUUCGUAUUUAAUACAAUAAUAUAAUGCAAUAGUUACAGCUCAAACGGUCAAACCGACUAACCGAGACUGCUUUUAUAUUUUCAAACUUACCGAAAUAUGAAACCAAUCACCAGCGGGUUAUUUUGACUAAACUUUGAUUGGUUUGGCUUAGUUUGAUAACAUUAAAACUAUAUGUAAAAGUGGCCUUGGUUUGCCUGUUCGAGCUGUAAAGUCAAGCAUUGCACAAUCACGAGAAUGAGGCUCUAUAGCCAAGUUGACAUACUUAUUUUCCUUAUCAUUGAGAAACUGCUGCAGGCAUGGUGACAAUAUACCUUGCUGUAGAGUACAUCCAGGGACCACGGAGCCAUUUUUGGAUUAGGGGGGCUAUAGCGAACGCUGAAGGCGUGAGUUUGUUAGGGGGGUCUGGGGCAUGCUGCCCCAGGAAAUUUUGAAAUCUGAGAGCCCGGAAAUGCAAUCAAAUUUACUAGUUGCUGUUAAAAAUUUUCUUAAUAGAUGACUCUUAAUCUAAUAUUAGCCGUCAUUUGUUUAAUCCAACCAGAAAAUUAGAUUGAAUACUUGGCUAUAUAAGUUAUAAAUAUAUUUUUAUAAUUUUUUUUUUGAAUAGCUUAUUAUAAACAAAAGAGUUUAUUAUAAUUCUUAUCUUGGAGAAAUUUGUGGCAACAGUUGGGAGUGCAUUGCUGCUUUAGGAGUGAACGCCCACCCGUCACUUCCUUUACCUUUGCCUACAUUUUUCAUCUGGCCAUCUUAAGAAUUCGAAUAAAGAUGGACAAAGUAACAUGUAUGUAUUUCAUGCUUUUUAGCACAAAGGAGGAUGGUUGUGAUGAAUGCACUGCAGCAGAGAAAGAAAUGAAGAUUGUUUAUGAAAGGUUACUUCCUCCUUCCUACGAUGGCCUGAAAAAUAUUCUUUGAUAAGUUAGUCCUUAGAUAUUCAUUCUUCAAUUUUUAGAGUUAAACAUAAACUGAAUGUAGCGAAAGUGGUGGAUGGUCGUUUAUCGAAAAGUAAGACUUCAUCAGAUUUAUUAAUCAGAUGCAUUUUUGUGAAAUGUCAUUUUAAUUGACAAUUAUCAAAAACAACUAAUUUCCUGUUUUUGAUGUUAUAAUUGUUAUUCUGAGUGUAUAUGAUCCACACCGGGCAGGCUGAAAAGUUUGCCUGACAGAGCCGUUGGACUAGUAUCCCAAAGGUCAUGGGUUCUAUUCCCACUGUGGCCUUUGGGAUACUAGUCCAACUGCUCUGUCAGGCUAACUUUUCAGACUGCCCGGUGUGGAUAUACACUCAGAGUAACAUCAAAAACAUUAUAUUCACCUGAGUGCAUAACAUCAAAACACACACAAAAAACUAAUUUCCUUCUAUUUGCAGUGACCUUUAAGAGAUUCAAUAUUGAGAAGAAAUUGCCAAUUAUAUCUCUGUAAGUAUAUGUCUUCAAUACAGUAAUAAUACGUCUGACUGUAUGAUUAUAGCUAUAGUGGGUCAUUCCAGAAAAGAUCACUCCCACGGAGGAAAUUUCUGCUGUCUGGACAGGGAGGGAAGAAAAAUUUGUUUCUGAUAAUAACUGUAUUAGGACGUCCGAAGGGGGGAGGAGGGGGUUAACUGCCAAUUUUUUCUGUGACAGCUCGGUUAAUGAAUGUUUUCUCGAAUGACCCAAUUAUUAUUAUUAAUGUUUUCUCCCAAUUUGUAGAUUUCAUCAUGGCAAGAGGUUUUCAUACGAAAACAAUUUAAACGUGGAUGACUUCAUGAAAUUUCUCGAAGGAGGUUAUGAGUUGGCUUCAUGGUCAUCCGUCCGGGAUCCUUUUACGUCAUUGUAAGAAUUAUACCUUAAUGAGUCCUUUUACGUCAUUGUAAGAAUUAUACCUUGAUGAGCGGCCAUUUUAACGUCUUGUUGCAUAUAUUUAAGAUUGUGGUUAUGGCUGCCAGUGGCGUAACGUUAUAUCAGGCCCCCCCCUGUUUCAAACUUUUCCAAGGCACCUCUCCCCUAGUAGAAGUGCCAAAGGCACAAGUCGAGCGCCGUAUAUGCACAAGUUUUCUAGUGGGUCCAGGUGGUCCAGGGAAUGCUCAUCCGGAAAAUUUUUGAAUCUAGACUCUCUGAAAUGCCAUUUCCCGGACUUUGGGGAGAGAUUUUACAGAAUUCUGAUGGUCAGAAAACGGUAUUCUUGCUCCGAGCCUGGGUAGUUAUGCCACUGAUGGCUGCUCAUUAUAAUUGUAUUUUUACAUUUUCAGUGAAUACUAUAUAGAUGGAUCCCUUGAAGAACUAAAGGUUAGAAACACAAUUGUGGAGUAUGCAGUUUUUAUUAUUACUUUUUGCCUUGCAGACGUGCAAUGAGCUUUUCUCACAGCAUUUUUCGCCAUUUUUCACCAAAAAUCUUUCCGCCAUUUUUGGGGUACUGCAUCUCCCACGUUUGAGAGUCUCCGCACCACAAAAUACAACUUUUUAGUGUUGUAGUUGUUUGUAUAAUGGUAAAUGUACAGUUACAACUUUUAAAAGUCACUUUUCACAUUGUUUGAAUUGUCUAGAAUCUUUAAUGAGGGCAGACAGUACCCCAAAAAUGACGGAUUUUGGCCUUUGUGAGAAAGGUUAAUUAAACACAUUAGUACAGUUAAGAACAUCCUCAUCUAUAGGGGACUUUCAAUGGAUUAUAAAUUCUUCCUGUUUAAACAUGACUUUUUCUUUUUUCAGGAAAUGUUUCUGUACAGAAAGAAUGCGUCGUUCCUCAUCUUUUUUGGUGGCUUUAUAUGUGGUAUAUCCGUGACAUCCCUGUGUGGUUCAAUCAUCUUUCACCUCUUGGAAAAUUUCAAAGAUGAAGAUGAAGUAUGCGAAGAAGAAGCCAGUCGAGAUCAGGCUGACGGCAAGAACAAGGAUGAUUAA